This is a messenger RNA of Arvicanthis niloticus (Nile rat), 3034 nucleotides long. RefSeq names its product MAPK activated protein kinase 2 (gene Mapkapk2). Gene Ontology annotation, biological process: protein phosphorylation. Gene Ontology annotation, molecular function: ATP binding; protein kinase activity. The record is from RefSeq and is a predicted model, not a curated record. NCBI's taxonomy places the organism in Eukaryota, Metazoa, Chordata, Mammalia, Rodentia, Muridae.
CGCCCCCGGGCUGGUACUUCUCGGCGCGGCGAUUCCCCGGGCCGGGCCCCGCCGUCCCGCGUUCCCCGGAGCGCGCGUCUCCGGGGGGGAGGGAGCAGGGCUGGUGGGCGCCCGCGGCGCACAGCGGGACCCACGGGGCCCCGCGACCCGCCGAGCCUGGAGCCGGGCCGGGGCGGGGCAGCCGGCUCCAGCCCGGAGCAAACUUCGCCGCCGGGCGGGGCGUGGCGGGGACCCGGGACCGAGCCGGAGGAGGGGGCGGCCGCGGCCCUUGCCUCUGCGCGCGAGUCGCCGGGCACCAUGCUGUCGGGCUCUCCGGGCCAGACUCCGCCGGCGCCGUUCCCCAGCCCGCCACCGCCCGCCCCGGCCCAGCCGCCGCCGCCGCCGUUCCCCCAGUUCCACGUCAAGUCGGGCCUGCAGAUCCGAAAGAACGCCAUCACCGACGACUACAAGGUCACCAGUCAAGUGCUUGGCCUGGGCAUCAACGGGAAGGUGCUUCGGAUCUUCAACAAGAGAACCCAGCAAAAAUUCGCCCUAAAGAUGCUCCAGGACUGUCCGAAGGCGCGCAGGGAGGUGGAGCUGCACUGGAGGGCCUCACAGUGCCCGCACAUCGUGCACAUCGUGGACGUCUAUGAGAACCUGUACGCGGGGCGGAAGUGCCUGCUGAUCGUCAUGGAGUGUCUUGAUGGUGGAGAGCUCUUUAGUCGAAUCCAGGACCGAGGAGACCAGGCAUUCACAGAAAGAGAAGCGUCAGAGAUCAUGAAGAGCAUCGGCGAGGCCAUCCAGUACCUGCACUCUGUCAACAUUGCUCAUCGGGAUGUCAAGCCCGAGAACCUCUUAUAUACUUCCAAACGGCCCACUGCCAUUCUGAAACUCACUGAUUUUGGCUUUGCCAAGGAAACCACCAGUCACAACUCUUUGACUACUCCGUGUUAUACACCAUACUAUGUGGCUCCGGAGGUACUGGGCCCAGAGAAGUAUGACAAGUCCUGUGACAUGUGGUCCUUGGGUGUCAUCAUGUAUAUUUUGCUGUGUGGGUAUCCCCCCUUCUAUUCCAAUCAUGGCCUUGCCAUCUCUCCGGGCAUGAAGACUCGUAUUCGAAUGGGCCAGUAUGAAUUUCCUAACCCAGAAUGGUCAGAAGUAUCAGAAGAAGUGAAGAUGCUUAUCCGGAAUCUGCUGAAAACAGAGCCCACCCAGAGAAUGACCAUCACAGAAUUCAUGAAUCACCCCUGGAUUAUGCAAUCUACGAAGGUCCCUCAGACUCCAUUGCACACCAGCCGUGUCCUGAAGGAGGAUAAGGAACGAUGGGAGGAUGUCAAGGAGGAGAUGACCAGUGCCUUGGCCACGAUGCGUGUUGACUAUGAGCAGAUCAAGAUAAAGAAGAUAGAAGACGCAUCCAACCCUCUGCUUCUGAAGAGGAGAAAGAAAGCUCGUGCUCUGGAGGAUGCGGCCCUUGCCCACUGAGCCGCUCUGUCUCCCACGCCAUUGGAGGACAAGCAAUAACUCUACAUGAAUAUAUUUUUUAGACAAAGAGACACAAGUUGCCCAAUGCUGCCUCCUGUUCUCUGGGGCUGCGUGGCGCCCAGAAAUGCCUCUGGCUUUAUUCUGCCCUUGGCUCUGGCUUCCCCCAGAUGGGGGCCGGAGGAUGUGUGAGGGGUGAGGUGCUCCUGAGCCCCCGGAGGAUGUGUGAGGGGUGAGGGCUCCUGAGCCCCCGGAGGAUGUGUGAGGGGUGAGGUGCUCCUGAGCCCCCGGAGGAUGUGUGAGGGGUGAGGGCUCCUGAGCCCCCGGAGGAUGUGUGAGGGGUGAGGGCUCCUGAGCCCCCGGAGGAUGUGUGAGGGGUGAGGGCUCCUGAGCCCGUGCUCCAUUUGCAUUUUAUCUGUAAUUUGGUGUAGAGUUUUUAUGGAACCUGUCUUUUUGUCCUUUUCCCCACUCCUCAUUCUUCCCCAGGUCCUUUCCCAACUACAGAGGUUGAGGCUUACCCAAGGGUAUUGUGGAAGUUGUUACAGGGGAUGUCCUUAGGUUGCCCCAUCUGUUCCCCCCUAGCCUCCCACUCUAUGGGGUCCCCACUGGCUUUAGAAUCUGGGGGCUCCAGGGAGAAGGGAAUGGAGUGGCAGUAGGUGCCACUGAAGCCCUUAGAUAUCACCAGUGUGCACAGCAGAGCAGCACACGUAUGUACGUGUGCAUGUGCAUGUGUGUGUAUGCCUGGGUCCGGGCCAGUGACUGGACAUUGGAGGGUCUAGGGAAGGCAGGGCUACAGGGACCCCUGCUUGAACUGAGCCUGCCUAAAUACCUAGGUAGCUUGUCUAGAUCCAGAGCCAGGUAGUCGUGGCUUCUGUGUUAGCUGGGCAGGGGAGGCAGUGAGGCGUAUUUGGGCACUGGCAGCCAUCAGGAAGACUGGGUCCCCUCAGGACCCCUUUCCUUGCUGGUCCCAGGUCCCUGAGGCACUGAUCCACUGAGUAGCCUCUGCUUGUCCUUCUUGCCACGAUUAACCCACUCCUGUUGAGUUCUCUGAAACUUUUAGCCAUUUCUCAAUGGGCUGGUCACUCCCAUGGGUGAGCCUGGGAAGGUUCUAUGCCUGGAAAGGCAGUUGUAUUUCAUGCAUCUCUCCUGAGCUCUGGGGUACCUGCCAAUCUCCCUUUGGCAAGGGCAGGACCACGUGUGGUCUUCCUGGAUUUCCACCACGUGGUCUGGUGGGUGGGGCAGUCUUCACACCAAAGAUGUCUUGACUCUGUCCCUACCCACUAGCCACCUUACCCUCCAACUACUCAACCUGGGUGGGGGCUCCCCAGGAUUGAGGAGGAGCAGGUGGGGGAAGAGUCUUUGUGCCAUGGUCCCCCAUACCCCUCCUGCUGGAGGAGGGGUGUCUCCCUCAGGGGUUGGUGGAGGAGGGGCUUCUGGGCAUCUUGGGCCUGGGGCAGGGCCCAGGUGUCUGCAGCUCCUCCCAUGUCUUUGAUGGUGUGUUCAACACUCAGACUGUUGUAAACUGUUGUUUUGUAUGAGCAGAAUUGUCUUUACUAAACAAAUUUAAUAGUUGGAA